CAGAAAGUCCGAUCCACGGGGACGGGCGUUUCCGAAACGCGCAACGCGCAACGCGAAACGUCACGAAGUGUUACCGACUGUGACCCGUUACGCACCUUUUGUGGCCCGAGUACCAAGAAUAGCAAGCUGAGUAAGCCGCUUCAUUACAUCCAUUUGGCUUAUAUGCUGCUUCAAAGCCUCAGUAAGUAUCUUGGCUUUGCUACUAGCAGUAGUUGA
Molecule: messenger RNA, 216 nt
Organism: Fomitopsis serialis
Lineage: Eukaryota; Fungi; Basidiomycota; Agaricomycetes; Polyporales; Fomitopsidaceae
Exons: 1
Source: RefSeq, a predicted model, not a curated record